AUGAACCGGCAGCUAGUGAAAAUUUUGACAACCUUGUUUGCAUUUUUCUUAGAGACAAACCACUUCAGGACGACUUUCUGUAAAGAACAUGAUUCAAGAUCUGGAAAAUCCCCCUCACAGACCCUGUCUCCUUCAGAUUUUUUGGACAAAUUGAUGGGAAGGACAUCGGGGUAUGAUGCUAGAAUCAGACCAAAUUUUAAAGGUCCUCCAGUAAACGUUACUUGCAAUAUUUUUAUCAACAGUUUUGGAUCAGUCACAGAAACCACAAUGGACUACAGAGUGAACAUUUUUUUGAGGCAGCAGUGGAAUGAUUCACGUCUGGCUUACAGCGAAUAUCCUGAUGAUUCCCUGGAUUUGGAUCCCUCUAUGUUGGAUUCUAUUUGGAAGCCAGAUUUAUUCUUUGCCAAUGAGAAGGGAGCAAAUUUCCAUGAUGUUACAACAGACAACAAGCUGCUGAGGAUUUCUAAAACUGGAAAGGUGUUGUACAGCAUCAGACUUACUUUAACCUUGUCCUGUCCCAUGGACUUGAAGAAUUUUCCUAUGGAUGUACAGACAUGUACAAUGCAGCUUGAGAGCUUUGGCUACACCAUGAAUGAUCUAAUAUUUGAGUGGCUAAGUGAUGGACCUGUGCAAGUUGCAGAGGGUUUGACCUUGCCACAGUUUAUUUUAAAAGAAGAUAAAGAACUUGGUUAUUGCACAAAACAUUACAACACUGGAAAGUUUACAUGCAUUGAAGUCAAGUUUCAUUUGGAGCGUCAGAUGGGAUACUAUUUAAUCCAGAUGUACAUUCCUAGCCUGCUGAUUGUCAUUUUAUCCUGGGUUUCUUUCUGGAUCAACAUGGAUGCUGCUCCAGCCAGAGUUGCACUGGGCAUCACUACAGUUUUGACAAUGACCACACAAAGCUCAGGAUCGAGAGCUUCCCUCCCAAAAGUCUCCUAUGUAAAAGCUAUCGACAUUUGGAUGGCUGUGUGUCUUCUCUUUGUCUUUGCUGCUUUGCUGGAAUAUGCAGCAGUCAACUUCGUUUCACGGCAGCACAAAGAGUUUCUGAGGCUUCGGAGAAGGCAAAGAAGACAAAACAAGGAAGACGAAGUUGCUCGUGACAGCCGAUUCAAUUUCAGUGGCUAUGGCAUGGGCCACUGCCUCCAAGUGAAAGAUGGCACAGCAGUCAAGGCUACGCCACCCAACCCAACUCCAGCACCACCAAAGGAUUCAGAAUCCAUCAAAAAGAAGUUUGUUGACCGUGCAAAAAGGAUUGAUACAAUAUCCCGUGCUGCGUUCCCGCUCGCCUUCCUCAUUUUCAACAUCUUUUACUGGAUUACAUACAAAAUUAUACGGCAUGAGGACAUUCACAAGAAAUAG
This is a messenger RNA of Pyrgilauda ruficollis (rufous-necked snowfinch), 1359 nucleotides long. RefSeq names its product glycine receptor alpha 2 (gene GLRA2). The transcript is spliced from 9 exons. Lineage: Eukaryota; Metazoa; Chordata; Aves; Passeriformes; Passeridae. Bases 1 to 1359 code for a protein of 452 amino acids. Gene Ontology annotation, molecular function: transmitter-gated monoatomic ion channel activity; transmembrane signaling receptor activity; extracellularly glycine-gated chloride channel activity. Gene Ontology annotation, biological process: chloride transmembrane transport; chemical synaptic transmission; regulation of membrane potential. The record is from RefSeq and is a predicted model, not a curated record. Gene Ontology annotation, cellular component: neuron projection; postsynaptic membrane; synapse.